GUGGCCACCUUGCAAUUAUACCAGAUUGUAGAAACUCAAGCCUUCAUUCAAACUAAAGGAGCUGCUUACAAGAAAGCAAGGAAAUGGAUGACACGCAAUAAUUAUGCUUACAUUGAUGCAGUGAAGACAUCAGAUGGAACUGGUUGGGAAUGGAGCACAACACAUGACAAGUUUUACUUCAAAACAACUCGACGUGGAUAUGGUGGGCCUACUAUUAACUAUGGAAAGUACAACAACUGGCAUUUGUACAGUCCAAACAAUGAAAAUACAUCAGUUAUUGGAUCUGAGCUUGAAAAAUUCUCUUGGAGUUGGCAAUCCGUAUCUGCCUCAACUGUGGCUCAUUAUAUCUGUCAGAUUACAGCCAUGUCAGAAUACUACAAGGGAAGCUAUUUCUUUUUUAUGGCACAAGUUGUGAAUCACGCUGGCGCAAAAUCCACAUGUGUUGAAUUGGGUGGCCACCUUGCAAUUAUACCAGAUGCAGAAACUCAAGCCUUCAUUCAAACUAAAGGAGCUGCUUACAAGAAAGCAAGGAAAUGGAUGACAAGCAAUAAUCAUGCUUACAUUGAUGCAGUGAAGACAUCAGAUGGAACUGGUUGGGAAUGGAGCACAACACAUGACAAGUUUUACUUUAAAACAACUUCACGUGGAAUUCAUGGUCCUCAUAUAAAUAAUGGGAAGUACAACAACUGGCAUAUUUAUAGACCAAACUACAUUGGAAAUUACGCAGUUAUUGUGUCUAAUUAUGGAAAGUACUCUUGGAGCUGGAAUUCUGUCUCAGCCGAAACUAUGGCUCAUUACAUAUGUCAAGUUAGAGCUAAAUUCGAAUACUUCAAUGCAAACUUGUUUCAUUUUUCCCCACAAACUGUAAAUCACGCUGCUGCAAAAUCAACAUGUGUUGAAUUGGGUGGUCACCUUGCAAUUAUACCAGAUGCAGAAACUCAAGCCUUCAUUCAAACUAAAGGAGCUGCUUACAAGAGUGAAGGGAAAUGGAUGAUAAACAAUAAUAAUGCUUGGAUUGAUGCAGUGAAGACAUCAGAUGGAACUGGUUGGGAAUGGAGCACAACGCAUGACAAGUUUUACUUUAAAACAACUCCACGCGUAUAUGGUGAUUCUAACAUAUUAAAUGGGAGGUACAGCAACUGGCAUAUCCACAGUCCGUACAAAGGAAAUAAAUCCGCAAUGGGGUCUAACCUUGGCUAUUAUUAUUCUUGGAGUUGGCAAUCUGUAUCUGCCUCAACUGUGGCUCAUUAUAUCUGUCAAAUUACAGCCAUGUCAGAAUACUACAAGGGAAGUUAUUUCAUUUUUGUGGCACAAGUUGUGAAUCACGCUGAUGCAAAAUCAACAUGUGUUGAAUUGGGUGGUCACCUUGCAAUUAUACCAGAUGCAAAAACUCAAACUUUUAUUCAAACUAAAGGAGAAGCUUACAAGAAAGCAAGAAAAUGGAUGACAAGCAAUAAUGAUGCUUACAUUGAUGCAGUGAAGACAUCAGAUGGAACUGGAUGGGAAUGGAGCACAACACAUGACAAGUUUUACUUUAAAACAACUCCACGUGGAAAGGGUUCAUCCAUGGUAAAUGGCAAAUACAACAACUGGCAUAUCUACAAUCCAAACAAGGGAGAUUAUGGAAUGACAAGUUCAUAUUCUGAUGCUUUUAUUUGGAGAUGGAGAUCAACCUAUCCAUUAUUCAUAGCUCAUUAUAUCUGUCAGUUUAGAGUAAAAAGCACAAAACUUGUUGCAUCCAAAUCUACUUUGAAUGUAAAAUAUGGAGAAGAUUUUGUUCUUUGUUCGUCGAACACAAACCUUGGACCUCUUGUGUCUUGGAGGAUAAACUCACGAGAUGUUUCAACAAACGCAAAUGACCGAGUUUAUCAAAUAAUUACCCAGCCUUCACUGGUUGGGGUUUCUACAUCACGUUUGUAUUUAACUCGUGGUUUGCAUCGGAAUUCUGGUGUUUAUACUUGCAAUGCUACUUCCCUUGAACAAUCUGCUGUAACUAAUGUGACAAUUGACAAGCGACCAAGGUUACUUGAAAUUAAAUCAUCACCACUAACCUACACAUUUAUCGGUGAAACUUUGCCCAAUGUUCAUUGGGAAGUUAAUGGUGUCACAGUUGAACAAGGAAUCUCAUUCAUAACUAACACAAUGUUGAAUACACAUGAAGUGUCAAGCCAAGUUUCUAACUUAUUAAUAUUUGGAAGUACAGAUGUUGUUUCAUGUUGGGCAAAUACUUCAGAUGGUUCUUCAAACUUAAUAUCUAAAACUGGAUUUUCAGAUGCUCCAAGCUCAGCCAUCACUUCCUCACCUGGUGGUUGCCCUGGUAACCAACUGCAAAUUAACUGGACAGAUAUUACCAAAACCAGUGGUAACAUUAUAUACAAUGUGAGCAUUACUAGUUCAAGUCUAACCUACACGAAAACUGUCAAUCAAACAUCAACAAGUGACAACAAAUAUUCAAUCACUUUUGAUAACUUGACACCAAGGACGGAAUAUAACAUUGAGGUAGAUUUUUUCCCAAGGUUCACUGAAGCAAGCAAACAAGUUGAAUUAUCAACCACAUCUACAACACAAUGCAAACUGAACACAUCUUAUGCUAUAAGCUGCACCAACAAAUUGUUGGCCAAUGGAGAUACAUACAGAUUUCAGGUUGUGACUUUAACUCCAGCUGACGGAAUUUACUUGACACAAACUAGUCAUCCAAUUGUUACAACCCUAUCUGCAAGUUACAGUACAAUCAUAAUAGCAAGUGCAGUUGGAGGCGUGUGCAUAUUGAUUGCUCUAAUAGUUGCUAUUGUAAUAUACAAGAAGAAAAGAGGUAAUUUAGAAACACAAGGGAAAUCACAAAGGGUUAAGUUUGUUCAACCAAACAAUGCAUUUCAACAAGAUGAUACAAACUAUCAAGAAGCAUACGUCAACAUGGAUCAGAAUUUCCAACAAGAAACAACGUCACAAAACCCACUGAAUAAAAGUUAUAUAACCCAAGAUGGGUAUGUGGACAUGCACAUUCUAAAUCCUGAACUAAACAUCCCCACCAACAACCUGCUGAACAGAUACAGGAACAUGCUGGCUUUUAAUGAAGCUGCUUUUAAGAAGCAAUUUCAGGAACUGGCAACAGCAACAAAGAAAAUUAAACUUCAGAAAACAUUUGCUGAAAAAACAGAAAACCACAAGAAAAAUAGAGACAAGAACACUUUACCAUAUGAUUGUACAAGAGUUAAGCUGAAAGGAAAUUCUGGAUAUUCAUAUUAUAGUUUAUAACUCAGCACUUUAAAUUUCAGGGAUAUUCUCAGGAGCAUAAAUUCAUAUCAACCCAAGGUCCACUGGAUCGAACAGCUGGAGAUUUCUGGAGGAUGGUUUGGGAACAAGAGUGCUUGGUUAUUGUUAUGCUUACUAAUACUGUGGAAGCUGGCAAGGCGCUGUGUACAAAAUACUGGCCAGACCUCGGAAAACGUUGCACAUAUGAUGGUUACUGUGUCGAAACUGUAGAAGAGGUGGAUUACGGCUCAUACAUAGUAAGGACAAUCAACAUUGAAGAAAUCAACAAUCAAUAUACAACGGUAUUGCGAAAGUUACAGCAUUUUCAGUACACAGAAUGGUCGGGUGAUGAUGUGGCUUUGUUCACAUCAAGUUUCAUUCAAAUGCAAAGGAGAGUUAACGCUGCUUGGUCGAGUCUUUUUGAUGGGAAACUUUUUCCCAUGGUGGUGCAUGGCAGUGGUGGAUCAGGUCGUUGUGGGUUGUUUGUAGGAUUCAAUAUUUUACUUGAUGAAAUGGAAUCAAAGGAUCAAGUCAAUGUAUUCAGGACUGUUCUUAACAUGAGAAAGCAAAGAAUGGGCAUGGUCCAGAACAUGAAACAGUAUAUCUUCCUGCAUAAAGUCAUAAGUGAAUGUUAUGCACUUGGAAACACUGGGUUGGAGUAAGAACACACAAAAACAUUUCAACAUAUUUUACAAUUUGUAUAAAAAUCACAUGUGCAUUUUGAUUGAUCAUAUUUUCAUAUACAUAUUAAUGAAUGAAUGAAU
Messenger RNA from Ciona intestinalis (vase tunicate), 4016 nucleotides. The record is from RefSeq and is a predicted model, not a curated record. Lineage: Eukaryota; Metazoa; Chordata; Ascidiacea; Phlebobranchia; Cionidae.